This is a messenger RNA of Otolemur garnettii (small-eared galago), 1431 nucleotides long. RefSeq names its product bone morphogenetic protein 3 (gene BMP3). Gene Ontology annotation, biological process: SMAD protein signal transduction; osteoblast differentiation; BMP signaling pathway. Gene Ontology annotation, molecular function: cytokine activity; growth factor activity. The transcript is spliced from 3 exons. Gene Ontology annotation, cellular component: extracellular region. Lineage: Eukaryota; Metazoa; Chordata; Mammalia; Primates; Galagidae. The record is from RefSeq and is a predicted model, not a curated record. Bases 1 to 1431 code for a protein of 476 amino acids.
AUGGCUGGGGCGCGCGGGCUAUUCUGUCUGUGGCUGGGCUGCUUCUGCCUGAACCUGGUUCGGGGAGAAAGGCUGAAGCAGCAUUUCCCGGGGCUCCACAAACCUGUGCCAGGUCACCGCGCGGCAGGUGGCAGCCCGAACCCGGAGCUGCAGCCGAGAGACAAGGUGUCGGAGCACAUGCUGCGACUCUAUGACAGGUACCGCGGCGGCGGCGGCACGAGCCCGCGGGCGCACACGCCGGGCUCCCCCGAGCGAGGCUCGCAGCCCCUGCGCCCCCCGGUCCUGCGCGAAGGCAACACGGUCCGCAGCUUCCGAGCCGGAGCUGCAGGCACCCUGGAAAGUAGGGGACUGCAUAUGUUUAAUCUGACUUCUCUGACUAAGUCUGAGAGCAUUUUGUCAGCCACACUGUAUUUCUAUAUUGGAGAGCUAGUAAACACCAGCCUGAGUUGUCCACGGUCUCAAGGAUGCUCACAUCGUGCUCAGAGGAAACACCAUCAGAUAGAUCUCUCUGCAUGGACCCUCAGAUCCUCCAGAAACCAAAGUCAACUCCUAGGUCAUCUGUCAGUUGACACGGCCAAACCUCAUGGAGAUAUCACCUCCUGGCUUUCUAAAGACAUCACUCAACUCUUAAGGAAGGCCAAGGAAAAUGAGGAGUUCCUCAUAGGAUUUAACAUUACUUCCAAAGGACACCAACUGCCAGAGAGGAUGUUACCUUUUCCGGAGCCUUACAUCUUGGUGUACGCCAACGAUGCUGCCAUUUCUGAGCCAGAAAGUGUGGUCUCAAGCUUACAGGGACACCAGAAUUUGCUUCCUGGAGCUGUGCCCAAACUGGAUAGCCACAUCAGAGCCGCCCUUUCUAUUGAACGGAGGAAGAAGCGCUCUACUGGAGUCCUGCUGCCUCUGCAGAACAACGAGCUUCCAGGGGCUGAAUAUCAGUAUGAGAAGGAUGGGGUCUGGGAGGAGAGAAAGCCUUACAAGGCCCUGCAGACUCAGCCCCCUGAGAAGAGUAAAAACAAAAAGAAACAGAGAAAGGGGUCUCACCAGAAGACCCAGACACUCCAGUUUGAUGAACAGACUCUGAAGAAGGCGAGGAGAAAGCAGUGGAUUGAACCUCGCAAUUGUGCCAGGAGGUACCUUAAAGUCGACUUUGCAGAUAUUGGCUGGAGCGAAUGGAUUAUCUCGCCGAAGUCCUUUGACGCCUAUUACUGCUCUGGAGCGUGCCAGUUCCCCAUGCCAAAGUCUUUGAAGCCAUCCAAUCAUGCCACCAUCCAGAGUAUAGUGAGAGCUGUGGGGGUCGUUCCUGGGAUUCCUGAACCUUGCUGUGUCCCCGAAAAGAUGUCCUCCCUCAGUAUCCUAUUCUUUGAUGAAAAUAAGAAUGUCGUGCUCAAAGUGUACCCUAACAUGACGGUAGAGUCUUGUGCUUGCAGAUAA